AUGUAUAAUAAUAAUUGGAAUAGUAAAUACUCUCAAAAUGUAAUUUAUAAACAGAUUUAUGAAAAAUCUUAUCCAUUUAAAAGAUACUGUAUCGGAGAUGAGUACUAUGGAAGAGUGUUAAGUGUAAAUGCAAAAAAAAUAAAGCUUGAUAUUUUAUGUGAUAGGAAAGCAUAUUUAAAUACUUUCGAAUAUUUCAAUUCAAUUAAAUUAUGUAAAUAUAUAAAUUCAAUAAUAAAUAUACAUGAUAUAAUAAAAAUAAAAAUAAAAUAUAUACAAAAAAUAUAUCAAAAAAUAUUUGUACAAAUACGAAGAUAUACAAUACCCGAAAUAUUAUCAUCAUUUCAAAAUGAACAGAGUUUAGUAAGUUCAAAAAUUUUCUACAUUUCUGAUGACUAUGCUUUAGUUUAUAUUGCCCCUAAAGUACAUGCAAAGUUAAUUAUUAACAAACAGGACAAACUCGAUAAAUACAAAAUAGGAAAUACAAUUCCAGUCAAAGUCCAUUCUUUUAAUUCAGAAGAAAAUGAGUUAUACGUACUAGAUCCGUAUGACUAA
Messenger RNA from Plasmodium vinckei vinckei, 552 nucleotides. Its product is annotated as conserved Plasmodium protein, unknown function. The transcript has a single exon. Bases 1 to 552 code for a protein of 183 amino acids. NCBI's taxonomy places the organism in Eukaryota, Apicomplexa, Aconoidasida, Haemosporida, Plasmodiidae. The record is from RefSeq and is a predicted model, not a curated record.